Molecule: messenger RNA, 1040 nt
Organism: Malaclemys terrapin pileata
Lineage: Eukaryota; Metazoa; Chordata; Testudines; Emydidae
Product: F-box only protein 36-like
Exons: 4
Coding region: 37-579 (180 amino acids)
Molecular function (GO): protein binding
Source: RefSeq, a predicted model, not a curated record
UCUGUCUUGCAGUCCAGGCAAGUAGGAAAAGCUAGCAUGACUUCCCUCCUGCAAGAUAAACUUUAUGAGAUCCAUAGUCAGGCUCCUUCUCCCAGCAAAGACUUCCAUCACUUUACCAUCACCAAAACAGAGGUGAUCUGGAGGUCAUGGAGGAUUUCCUUGCGGCCUAAUCAAGAAAAGAUUUUCCCAAAGGAAGUGAGGAAACCCCACAGUGAUUUUUUGCUGGAUGAACAGUUACACAAGCAAGUGCAGAAUAUCUUUGGUAACAAGAUGCUGGAAUACACGCUGAAUUUGUGUCAGGGAUGUUAUGAUUUCCUAACUCGAAUGCCUGAUAACCUGAUUAUGCACAUCCUGUCAUUUCUUAACUCAGAUGACAUCAGAGAGCUGUCAAAAACUUGCAAGAAGUUUCAGCAGUUAUGUAGCAGUGAAGAACUUUGGGAAAGAAUUAGACUGCUAGAAGAUAAACACACUCAUGAUCUGAAGAUGAUGAGGUUCCCAGUUUACAAGAAGCUAACGUACUUCAAUCAAAAGCCCAGUCAUCAGAAGCAGAUGCAGAGAAGACAGACCACAUUCUUUUAAAACUGUUUGGCAAUUAUCAGACUAGACUGACAGACCACACAUCUUUUUUCAUAUUAUGUUGCUAUUGUUAUUAAAAGUCUAUUGUGGAGAUAAAGAGAAUUAUAAUAAGUAAAUAUGAAUUUUCUCUAGAAGUUUAAGAGAUCACAGAGCUUUCCUUUCAUAAGUUAAAACUGAAAGGUACCAUUAAUUUGAAAACCUCAUUCCCAUCUACAUUUUUUUAAAAAUCUUUAUUACAAAUAAUUCAUCAGAAAAAGAUUAGUGAUUUUUAUACCUUUCUCUUUGUGUGUGUGUUUUCUUUGUGCACGUAACAUCAUUUUUGUGUAUAGUCAGUUUCACUGUUUUGUUGAUGUUUCACAGCUCUAUUGGGGCACUAGUUAGACAAAUCUGAAAGCGAACCCGUGGUGUAGCUGACGCCUGCCUAAUGGAGUCUUUGAAAAAAAAUAAAGACAUGAAGGAAUGAC